Molecule: messenger RNA, 1662 nt
Organism: Brassicogethes aeneus
Lineage: Eukaryota; Metazoa; Arthropoda; Insecta; Coleoptera; Nitidulidae
Source: the annotation of a GenBank genome assembly
AGAUAUAAGAUUAAAAUAUGGGCGAAUCAUUUUUAUUUAAAAUAUGGACGUUGGACCAUCUUGGAAAAUGUACUAUCCUAAUAAAAAAUGAAGAAAACAUUUAUGAAGCUCUCAUAUUAAAGGCUUCACAAAAGUUAAAUAUAAAUGGGGAAAAAAUAUGUCUUUUAGAUGGGACAUUAAUAGAUGAAGAUGAAAUCCUUAAACUAUUAUCCAAAGAAACAAUGAUUCUGCUCCAAGCUGGACAAAUAUGGAAGGAAUGUGAUCAAACCGGUAGUUCUGGAUCUAUUUUAACCUUAACAGAUUCAUCUUCCAGUAUUACCUAUGACGUGAAUAAGGAAAACAUCUCUUCCGGGAGCAAUGAAAACAUUAUUUUGGCAAUGGAUGAAAAUUCAAAUUUGUAUUGGGAAAACUACGAAAUUCCAUUUUAUAAAAUCUCGCAUUUAAGUGAAAUUUUAAAAAAAGGAGAACAUACUAAUGCAGACGUAAACGAAAUGAUUAGAUUUAUUGUAAAUGAGAUGAGGAUUAUUUCUUCCAAACCAGAACGCCUUCCUGCUUCUUCAUUUAAAAUUAUUUGUAAAAAGAUAAUAAAUGAAUUUCCAUCUUUAAAAGAUAAGGACGAUGAUUCUACAAUAAUUGGUACUGGAGAUCAUUCAAUUUUAUAUAAGUUAUUGGAUCGACAAGCAUAUUUAAAUAGGCCACAUAAAAGAAAAAAUAGUUUUCCAAAUACGAAAAAAAUUAAAAAUUCAAGAGCAUGUUGCCCAAACUGGGAUCCUGAAACAUCACCUUCAUCAUCAUCUUCAAGUAAUUUGGAGUCGCAUGAAAAUUUUGAAGACAUGGAUCCCACAGCCCAAUUUAAUGUCUUUGUUGCACAAAGAAAAUUUUUAAACAAUUUUGCCAAACCUCCUUCCAUAAAUGAGUUGGUGACAAAAUGGCCAUUUAUGAAGAAGACUAAAUAUAUAAUUUGGCAUUUUACCCAACUUUUAAAAAUCGAACAAAGCUUAGAAGAAAUUAUUUCGUCAGUACAUAAAAAAUCAAAAAAUAUUUCAAAAUUCUUUAAAAAAUAUAUGGACAUUGAGGAUGAAAAUUUGAGGUUUGAAGAAAAUCUAAAACUUGUUGCAAAACAUUUUAAAGAAGAUAUUAAUUGUCUUUUGCAAAUGGAGGUUGGUAUUUAAAUUAAUUUAACUUGUAAAUACCUAUAAAAACUAAAAUAUUUUAGAAUAUCUCAUCAAGUGAAAAAGAUUAUGAGUUUCCAUGCAUUAUAGCUAUUGGUGAAACAUCCAACAGACCUUUUAAAAUUAAAAUACAAAAAUUUUGUUUUGAGGAAAAUUUUACAAAUUUCACAAAUGCUUUUUUAUUAGCUUUCUCCUGUUUUUUUAUUUUUAAUUUACCAUACCCCAAAAAAAUUUGCUGUACCUUGGAGUUUGUCCAAAGAUUUUUUUUUAAAAUGCACCCUGAAGACACCGGAUCUAAGUCAAAUGCAAAAAGUAAACAAAAAGUCCUUAAUUUAUUAAACAGAGUUUGUAAAAACGCAAACAAUAUUUAAUGGUUUUUACAUGAUUAAAACUAAAAUUUAAUUUUAAUAUUUUUUGUUAAACUACAUUUCCACCACAUUAGGUGAAAUUUUUUUUCAACAUUUUUUAAACACAUUUUCAAUUAAUCCAA